Colossoma macropomum (tambaqui) is the source of this 1047-nucleotide messenger RNA. It is a transcript of the gene eomesb, whose product is annotated as eomesodermin homolog b. The record is from RefSeq and is a predicted model, not a curated record. NCBI's taxonomy places the organism in Eukaryota, Metazoa, Chordata, Actinopteri, Characiformes, Serrasalmidae. Gene Ontology annotation, biological process: endodermal cell fate specification; regulation of transcription by RNA polymerase II; CD8-positive, alpha-beta T cell differentiation involved in immune response. Gene Ontology annotation, cellular component: nucleus. Gene Ontology annotation, molecular function: RNA polymerase II cis-regulatory region sequence-specific DNA binding; DNA-binding transcription factor activity, RNA polymerase II-specific. The transcript has 6 exons. The coding region runs from base 1 to 1047 and encodes 348 amino acids.
AUGAUGAUGAUGAUGAUGACGGACCUGAUCAUGAAGCAGACCGGAAGCGCCCCCCUAAGCGAGUCAGUAUUUGCCCCCAUGAUGGCCGGUGAGGCUGACAGCGCCGCCCUGCUGGCCGCUCAGAGGAAGUCGUCUCCGCUCAGGUGUGAGGGUGAGCUGGGCGGCGGCGCCCCCUACAGCGCAGACGGACUCAGUGCGGGACACUUCCUCGCUGCUCCCUGCGCCCCGCCACCGGACGGCCUGCGCUCCUUCCUGCCCUACAGCGGGGGGAGCGGGGUGGUCAGCGGGGGAGCCGAGGGGGCCGAGGGGUCAGAGGGGUCACGGUACGUGGCGCCCUCCGUCCACUACAGCCCCGCCCUUCCCGCGCUGUCCGGCCCCGCCCCCACCUUUCCCCCCUCCGUCCGGCUCCAGCUCAGCGGCGUGUACCCGCAGUACGAGGGGCCCGGGACCCCCAGGGGCCGCGCGCAGGUCUACCUCUGUAACAGAGCGCUAUGGCUGAAGUUCCACAGACACCAGACCGAGAUGAUCAUCACCAAACAGGGCAGGCGGAUGUUCCCGUUCCUCAGUUUCAGUAUAGCGGGUCUGAGUCUGUCGGCUCACUAUAACGUGUACGUUGAGAUCGUUCUGGCGGAUCCGAAUCACUGGAGGUUCCAGGGGGGAAAGUGGGUGACCUGCGGAAAAGCCGACAACAACAUGCAGGGGAAUAAAGUCUACAUCCAUCCGGAGUCUCCAAACACAGGAGCUCACUGGAUGAGGCAGGAAAUUUCAUUCGGCAAAUUAAAACUGACCAACAACAAAGGAGCAACGGCCAGUAACGGUCAGAUGAUCGUUCUUCAGUCUCUGCAUAAGUACCAGCCCAGGCUGCACAUCGUGGAGGUUCUGCCGGAGGGAGCCGACGACGUGAGGAGAGAACCUCACUCUCAGAUUUUCGUCUUUCCAGAGAGCCAGUUCAUCGCAGUGACCGCGUACCAGAACACUGACAUCACCCAGCUGAAGAUUGAUCACAACCCUUUUGCAAAAGGUUUUAGAGAUAACUAUGACUCGUAA